Jaculus jaculus (lesser Egyptian jerboa) is the source of this 1008-nucleotide messenger RNA. RefSeq names its product POU domain class 5, transcription factor 2 (gene Pou5f2). The record is from RefSeq and is a predicted model, not a curated record. Gene Ontology annotation, molecular function: DNA-binding transcription factor activity, RNA polymerase II-specific; RNA polymerase II cis-regulatory region sequence-specific DNA binding. Lineage: Eukaryota; Metazoa; Chordata; Mammalia; Rodentia; Dipodidae. Gene Ontology annotation, biological process: regulation of transcription by RNA polymerase II. The coding region runs from base 1 to 1008 and encodes 335 amino acids. The transcript has a single exon.
AUGGCUGGGUACAGGCCUUCAAACGUCUACCUGCCUCCAGGCGGCGGUGGGCGUGGUCCCAGGGAGCCCAUGCCCACGGGCGCUGUCCCUCCUACCUGGCUGAGCGCCCCGGCAGCUCCAGGCAGGCUAAUGGUGCAGCCCGGUAUGGGGCCAUGCAUCUUCCCAGGCCCUGAGGUGUGGGGAGUGGUUCUUGGUGCCCCACCUUAUGAAUUCCGGGGUGGGGUGGCGCCCUAUGGAGCUGGUGAAGCAAGGACCCAACCCCAUAGUCCCUCAGAAGAGUCCUACCCAGGACCCUACAUUGCCCUGCGUUGCAUGUCAAAGUUGGCUCUGCCAGAGGACGUCUCAGCCAUAAAGAAAGAACUGGAGCAGCUGGCCAGGGAGUUGAGGCAGAAGAGGAUGACGCUGGGUUACUCCCAGGCAGACGUGGGCUUCGCCGUGGGAGUCAUGUUUGGCAAGGUGCUCAGCCAGACGACCGUGUGCCGCUUCGAGGCCCAGCAGCUCAGCCUCGCCAACAUGUGGAAGCUGCGGCCCCUGCUGAAAAAGUGGCUGGAAGAAGUGGACGAGAAGAACCUUCUAGGCCUGUGCAGAAUGGACAUCACUCUGCAGCGGGCUCGGAAGCGCAGGCGGACCAGCAGGGAGAGACGCAUCGGAGUCAAUUUGGAGAAACUCCUCCUUCAGUAUCCAGAACCCACCCCCCAGCAAAUCAGCUAUAUCGCGGGGCGCCUCCGGGUGCAGAGGGACUUGGUCCAAGUUUGGUUUUCUAACCGGAGCUCGCUGGGCAGUUGGCCAGCCAAUGAUGCCCCCCUAAGAGAGGGUGUGAGGGCAGCGGGGUCUCCUUUCCCAGGGCCACCAGUGUAUUUUCCCCUGGCACCAGGGCUCCACUUUGAUUUCACCCACUGUGGGGGAGCCUGCCUUACACCCCUGUACUACUCUACCCCCUUUCCUGUGAGAGGAGCCCUGGUCUCUGCCCCAGCCAACACGCUGGGCCUCCCCAGGCUUUCAAGCUGA